This is a messenger RNA of Seriola aureovittata, 2966 nucleotides long. Its product is annotated as C-X-C chemokine receptor type 3-like. Gene Ontology annotation, molecular function: G protein-coupled receptor activity. Gene Ontology annotation, cellular component: membrane. The transcript has 3 exons. Gene Ontology annotation, biological process: G protein-coupled receptor signaling pathway; immune response. Bases 797 to 1906 code for a protein of 369 amino acids. The record is from RefSeq and is a predicted model, not a curated record. Lineage: Eukaryota; Metazoa; Chordata; Actinopteri; Carangiformes; Carangidae.
UCAAGUCAGGCAAAGCCAGAACGCGGAAGUUGGGAAACUUGGCCUUCAAAAUUACGCACCUGUUUUCCACCCUAAUAAUUUUGGCCAUGGAGACUGUACCAUUUUUUUCAUACUCCGUGCUUUUCAAUGCACACUAAAGAGGCCUGUAAAUUUGUCAGCCUCUUCCUUUAAAAUGUCUACAUGCAGGCGCUGUAGUGAAUUUGAUUAAGGGUUUUAUUUUGAAAAGCAAUUGAUGAUGACUCGGUUUCUCGUGUGAGUUGGGAGAUUUGGCAGAAGUUGCAGCAUGCGAGAAAGGUGACGGUUGGCAAAUCAAAAGUCCAGUGGGAAAGCAAUAGAAGUGCACGUUCCCAUGUACGUGUAAUACCAGUAGCCUAACAGAUACACCCGGUAUCGGUAUGUCCGCGCAGCGCGUCCGUGUUGCAGCUACUAAAACUUCCAGCCGUUGAGCGUCGCCAGCUCUUGCAGUUUCCGCCACAGUUUUUCUUUUUUUCAUCCUCAGGUCAUUUAAAUAUUCGGCGUUUGACCUUUGGUAUCAGUUUAAUGGUGAUUCCUUGUGUCCCGUGUUUGCGCGCAGACACGCAGAAAGCGUCUGGAGUUGACGGGCACCGGACAGAGGCAAGAGCUCCUCCGCCCUCCCUCCAAAAAAGAGCGACGGUAGUUCAGCACAACGUGUUGACCGCGGUGUGACGGGGGUACGUGCAGGUUGCUGUGUUUGUUCCUUUUUUUUUUUUAUCAUCAUCAUCGAUUCACAGACCAGUUGUCCUCUGACUCUAACUCAGCCUUUUAUGUAAAGGACAUGGAAGUAAUACUUGAUGGAUUUCUUAACCAGAGCACUACCUAUGAUUACACUGACUAUGAGACAAAAGACGACUUAGAACCUAAAGGCAGUGAGGCGGUGUGGAUCCCGGCUCUGUACUCCGUGGUGCUGGUUGUGGGUCUGCUGGGGAAUGUGCUGCUCCUGGCUGCUCUGGCACUGAAGAAGCUAUCUUGGAGUACAUCAGAUACCUUUGUCCUCCACCUGGGUGUCGCAGACAUCCUGCUGCUGCUGACACUGCCCCUCUGGGCUGUUCAGGCUGGUCAAAGUUAUGGGUGGCCCUUUGGGGAUGCCCUCUGCAAGAUCAGUGGAGCUGUUUUUAAUAUCAACUUCUACUGUGGAAUCUAUCUGCUGGUUUGCAUCUGUCUAGAUUGCUGCCAGUUCAUCACCAACACUACCCCGCUGUUCUUCCUCAAGAAACCUGUGUUAGGUCAUCUCAGCUGCCUGUUGGUCUGGGUCAUCUCCCUGCUCCUCUCCAUCCCUGAUUUGAUUUUUCUAAUGGCAGAGGAAGAUGCAAUGUGUGUUCCCAAGUACCCUCAGUCAGAAACUAACUGGAAGCGGUUGUCACGCCUGCUCCACCACACACUGGGUUUCCUGCUGCCCACAGCCACCCUGAUCAUCUGCUGCUCCUGUGCCCUGCGUCGGCUGCAGUGCAGAUCAGAAAGCCUCCAGAAGCAGAGGGCAAUCAUGGUCAUCCUGCCCUUGGUGGUGGUCUUCUUUCUCUGCUGGAUGCCAUACAACAUCACACUCAUUGUGGACACCUACCUGAACAGCUCUAAGAAGCCACACGAUGGUUCAUCUGGAAACCCUGAAGGUUCUCUGAAUACAGCUCUGAUGGUCACAACUGGUCUGGGUUGUGUUCAUUCCUGCCUCAGGCCUCUGCUCUAUCUCGGCCUGUGUGGAAACUUUAGGAAACGGUCCCUGGCCAUGCUGAGAUGUGCUGCAAAUGAAUCUAUAAGCUCGCUAUGGGAGCUGGGUGUGGGAAAGGAAGUCCUGCCUGACCAGAGUCAUGAGGGAGAGCUGAAACAGAUGACAAGUGUGGAGGAUCAGCAGGUGCAGUCAACACAGUGCUGUGACUCAAAAAUCAUCUGAACAAUGGAUUUUUUGUCAUGGAUUCAAGGAGUGGGGGACUAUAUUCUGUGCAAUGAUGAGUAACAGAUAUUUAUUAAAGAAAAAAAACUCUUACAUUGCACUUUAAUGUGAAGGCUUCAGAGUCACAUCAUGGUGACCCAUGGCAACAUGGUACUGUAGCUUGUCAUCCUAAAUCAUGAGUUUUUUAAUUCAAUUUUGGAUAUAUUUUUUUACUGUGUAUUAUUAUGUGUAUUAUUAUUUUGAUAAUAAGCAAACUGUUAGAUCAUAUACUUCAUGAAGAAACUGUUGUGUCAGUGAAAAGUUUCCAGAUGUUAAACAAUCAUCAUAUAACUAAUGCCAUAAUCAGUGAUAUAAUAAGGAAUAUAAGCUCUUAUCCUUGCCAGUUUUAUUGUGUGCUUGUAUUUAACAGUCCUACACAGUUUAUAACUUUAUUUCUGAAAACAUAUCAUAAACUGUUUCACUUUUCAUUGUCCUUGUUAUCUUGUGCUUAUCUAAAAGCAGUACAGACUGUGUGGAUUCCACAAUUGCACAGUGACAGUGUGGAUUUCUAUUAACGGGCAUAAUGCUGUGAGGGAAUUUCCCACGGCAAAUCCCACAGCUUUUUUUUCUUUUUGGACUUCACUGUUACAACAUGGACGUGUGUGGUCUUUGGGACACUGGAUGACAAAAACAGAUUGUGAUGUCAUCAGUCAGGUGACAGAGCAAGACAGAGGCGGAAGAGAAAGAAGCGCUCUCUGCUGGGGCUGCGGCCUGCUCAUAGCUCUCUGCGUACACUCAUCUGAAGAUUUGUCUGUUGCAUGGAGAGAGAACUGUGGCAUGCAUUGUGUGUCGGGACAGCUGACUAAAGGGAAAAAAAGAAUGUAGCUGGAGGGAAGAAGAGGAUUUAGAGAAGAAAAAAAUCUUAUUUUAAAGAUCUUGACACAUGCUGUGCUCUGCGGUUUUACCACCACACUGCUGUGUUAUAGCCCGCCAGACAAGCCUGAUUUUUGGGCUCAAGGCCAAAUAAUAAUGUUAACACUUACAAAUAUGACCUGAAAUAAAGUUGUACUUUCACCAUUGA